This is a messenger RNA of Cicer arietinum (chickpea), 2338 nucleotides long. RefSeq names its product MACPF domain-containing protein NSL1. The record is from RefSeq and is a predicted model, not a curated record. Gene Ontology annotation, biological process: plant-type hypersensitive response; regulation of salicylic acid mediated signaling pathway. Gene Ontology annotation, cellular component: plasma membrane. Lineage: Eukaryota; Viridiplantae; Streptophyta; Magnoliopsida; Fabales; Fabaceae.
ACACACACACUCUUCGUUCAACCCCCAAAAAUAAUUAAGAAAAUGACCCCCCGCGUAGAUGACCCUUUGAAACGACUCAUACUCUUAUCAUUACCACAAGACCCUUCAAACAUUAUUUACCACUUCAACGCUUCUUCUUCUUAUAUCAUUCUAUGUGGAGAAAGAAGCCUCUGAACAAGACUGAAACUUCAAUAAUAUUUGUUUGAGUUAAUAAAUUAAUGGGUAUCAAUGUUAAUCAAAGCUAUGGAAAUGCAGGAUUGGAUCCCCAAUUAGCAGCUGAGAAAGCUGUGAGUGUGAUUGGUCAAGGCUAUGAUCUAUGCAGUGAUAUAAGAUUCUCUGCUUGCAAAUCAAGGUUGAUCCAAAUUGAAAAUACUGCAUCACAAACUAGGGACCUUGUGUUUCCUUCUGGUGUUGUUGUUCCCAAUGUUCCCUUAUCUAUCAAGUCUGAUAAAGGUGAUUGUACCAGGUUUCGUUCUGAUGUUCUCACUUUCAAUCAGAUGUCUGAGCAUUUCAACAGACAACUAUCUUUGUCAGGAAAGAUUCCAUCUGGCCAAUUCAAUAACAUGUUUGACAUGAGAAAAUGCUGGUCCAAGGAUGCAGCUUCCACGAAAAUCCUCGCCUUUGAUGGAUGGUUCAUAACAUUGUAUACAGUUGAAUUAGAUAGAACCAACAUUACCCUUUCGGAUAAUGUGAAAAAAGACGUGCCUUCAUCGUGGAACCCUGCUGCUCUUGCCGAGUUCAUCGAAAAGUAUGGCACUCAUGUAGUUGUUGGGGUGAAGAUGGGAGGAAAAGAUGUGAUUCAUAUCAAGCAGUCAAAAAAUUCAGAUUCUCAGCCGACUGAACUGCAGAAAUUGCUUAAGCAAUUAGCUGAUGAGAGGUUUUCUGCGGAUUCAAAUCAAAAUUCUAAUGUCAAUCCUGGUGAAAUGUCAGGAAAACUAAAGGAUGAUCGUGCGAAACUUAGGGGACAAAACAAGCACAAACCUUUGCCGGUUGUUGGCAGGCCAGUUGUAAAAAGUCACUCCAAGAAUGAUGAUAUAGUAAGCAUUUCUGUUAGAAGGGGAGGUAUUGAUGUAUGUCAACCUUAUAACCAGUGGCUCUCAACCAUAUCACAGUUUCCUAAUGUCAUAUCAAUGUCUUUGGUGCCUAUUACUUCACUAUUGAAUUCUGUCCCUGGAAAUGGAUUCUUAAGUCAUGCCGUGAAUUUGUAUCUUAGAUAUAAACCAGCAAUAGAAGAGCUUCAACAAUUUCUAGAAUUUCAGUUGCCACGACAAUGGGCACCAAUGUACGGCGAUCUGCCUCUUGGAUUCGACCAUAAGUAUAAAAAGAAUGCGUCUCCAUCACUUCAGUUCACUCUCAUGGGACCCAAACUUUAUGUUAAUACUGUGAAGGUUGACUCUGCUAACCGGCCAGUAACAGGUAUUCGCUUGUACUUGGAAGGCAAAAAAAACAACCACCUAUCAAUCCAUCUCCAGCAUCUUUCAGAGGUACCAGGUGUCCUCGAAAUUUCAGAAGAUCACAAUUAUAAUCCUAUCAGCGAACCUGAUGACCGAGGCUACUACGAACCAGUGAAAUGGAGCAUGUUUUCUCAUGUCUACACAGCACCUGUACAAUACAACAGCUCAAGAAUGGAUGAGUCAACAUCUAUUGUAACAAAAGCCUGGUUUGAGGUUAAGCUAGUAGGAAUGAAGAAAGUUCUUUUCUUAAGGCUCGGAUGCUCAACAGUAGCGUCUGCGAAAAUCCGAAGAUCAGAAUGGGAUGGACCGUCAACCACAUCUAGAAAAUCAGGAUUCUUCUCGGCGUUGAUGAGUACAAAGCUUAGCAAAGAAUUGCAAUCACCUGAGAAACCAAACAAAGUUGACAUAAACUCGGCUAUUUAUCAUGGUGGUCCACCUAUGCCAACAAGGGCUCCAAAAAUGCUUAGCUUUGUUGACACAAAGGAAAUGGUUAGGGGUCCAGAGGAUCUACCUGGAUAUUGGGUUGUUACUGGAACAAAGCUAUGUGUAGAGGGUGGCAGAAUCUCAAUCAAGGCUAAAUAUUCAUUGUUGACUAUAUUAUCAGAAGAAUCUAUGAUGUAGUGAGAGUAAGAAUUAAUUUGUUAAUGUUGGUUUUAGUCAGCUGUAUAUAUAUCUUAUAAUCAUUUAUCUAAAAGAAAAGAAAUAAGAUUUUGUUGUCAAAUUCAUUGGUUUUUAGUAACUUAUAGUGUGCUGAUUUUGUUUAGGCAAAACUACCUUAUAAAAAAUAGUAACUGGAAUCUGCAAUCAAAAUAUUGUAUGUUUAUUUUGGGAAUGCUUGCACAAUCAAGAACUGCUCCAACAUAAAUGUUGGUUGGUAUCUAUCA